Messenger RNA from Bradysia coprophila, 1575 nucleotides. RefSeq names its product X box binding protein 1 (gene Xbp1). The record is from RefSeq and is a predicted model, not a curated record. NCBI's taxonomy places the organism in Eukaryota, Metazoa, Arthropoda, Insecta, Diptera, Sciaridae. Gene Ontology annotation, molecular function: RNA polymerase II transcription regulatory region sequence-specific DNA binding; DNA-binding transcription factor activity, RNA polymerase II-specific. Gene Ontology annotation, biological process: regulation of DNA-templated transcription. Gene Ontology annotation, cellular component: nucleus.
CCACAUAUAGUGGAACGUCAUUCGACUCAUUAAAAUAUUUUCAGUGGAAUAAUUGCAUCAGAAAAUAUGAAAUCGAAUCGAAAGAAAGUGGCAAUUUUGUGAGUCUAAAUUUUUUUCCAUCAAACUACCAUGAUCACUCUAUCUUAACAAUCAAAGAAGUGAGGAUGUAACACACAUCGCAAGUUCAUCAUAUAUAAUAUCGAAAGUCAAUAAGUCAACAAAGGAGGAAGUGUAUUUUGUUAAUUUCGUAAAAGUGGUCAAAAUAUAAAUCGUCAUCAUCAUGAGUGCCCCGAUAUUAAUUACCAUUCCAAAGUAUGUUACGGUACCGAAGCAAAAUCUUUUGCCUCUGCCGUCCGUGGAAAAUUCGAUCGAUGAAUUCCUGUUGCGUGGAAAGAAACGUCGUUUGGACCACUUAACAUGGGAGGAGAAAUUCCAGCGGAAAAAACUAAAGAAUCGUGUCGCUGCUCAAACAUCCCGUGACCGCAAGAAGGCGAAAAUGGACGAUAUGGAACGCACCAUCAAAGACUUUUCUGUUGAAAAUCAAAACCUAAAGGAAACAUGCAAUUUACUACAGUCGGAAAGAGAUGAAUUAGCUAUCCGCAAUGAAGAGCUGGAACGACAAAUGGAGGAACUAAAGCGACGAUUGAAUGAACUCGAUACUACGAACGAUCAAGAAAAGCGAAAACUCCAACGGCUCAGCUCUGUGGAAGAUAAUUGCUCUCUGCCUUCUCUACAGGACAUGCUCGAAGACUUCGAUGCAUCCCGACUGGAAGAACUUGCAGAAAGCCUGCUCGCAGAUGUCAUCACAGACAUGGCAAACGAUCCUGUUGGAGACUGCACGUCAAAUGCCAAAACAGAUGGCCCAACAGAGCGAAUGUCUCGACCAGUGGUGGGGACCCGACCAGAAAUCAUGGAAUCCGCCAAAAAUAUCGAUGACAGUCUAAAUACGCCCACAAAGAAGCGGACCCACAUAAAAAUUGAACCAAAAAUCGAGGAGGAUGUUUGCAUGGAUUUGGAUACUGUUUCCAACGAUGACGACACAUUAUACGGAACAUAUGACGAAAAGACUCACUGCAUAACGAUAUUGGUUAGUGGCGAUGAUAUAGCUACUGAUGAAGCUGUUGAAGAGGUCUAUUGCGAAGAAGAUCACACAUCAGAAGUGUCGAUGCUCUCACCGGUACCAUCACAUUGUUCAUCAAUUGACCACAGUUCAUCACAGUCACUCAGUGAUCCAAUCGUCGAUGCAAAAAGUCCUAUUUCAAUUUCACAAUCGAGUGAUUGUGGAUAUGAAUCGAUCGGUUCACCAUUAAGUUAUUGUAGUGACAUGGAUGAACUGUGGAACAGCUCUUUCAACCAGUUAUUCCCUUCGUUAGUGUAAAUUUACAAGAUGUGGAAGUGAAAGUUAAGAUGACAAUGUUGUGAUAAAGGACACACACGUAAUAUAUCUCAUGAACAGACAAAUUAGUGGUACAUACAAUCAUAGCCUAUAAGUUAUCAAUUAAGUGAAAGUUUUAGUUAUAAGUCAGAGAAAAUUCGUCGUAUUUUUUGUAUAAAGUUCAGUUAUUAGGUUGGUAC